UGCACUGGUAUGUGACGUCAGCGGCUCGUUGGAUUGAGGUCCUGUGUCCUGCUGAUUUUAAUCCUGGCUGAUUAGGUAACAGAGAGCAAGCGCCUGUGCAAACCCUCUGGGGGAAGAGAGAGAGGAAGUCAAGCAUUUAGACAGAAGGAGGUUGUUAAAGCAGGGAAAUUUUGCGCCUGGAGAGAAGAGAAAGGGGAACACUUCCCCCUCUACCCUCCCCCUCGUUCAUCCUAGCUUUCCACUCCAGACCUCUGCGUGUGUGUGUGUGUGUCUAUGGACAACGGAUCGACGAUGCCCACGAACGGAAUUAACAAAGCCUUGAAGCUGCAGUUUGGCCUCAUCAACCACGAGAGCCGUUACCUAACGGCCGAGGCCUUCGGCUUCAAGGUGAACGCCUCGGCCUCCAGCAUGAAGAAGAAGCAGAUCUGGACUCUGGAGCAAGAGGACCAGGACACCCAGGUAGUGUUCCUUCGCAGCCAUCUGGGCCGCUACCUGGCCUCCGACAAGGAUGGUAAGGUGAGCUGCGGGGCAGAGCAGCCCGACUCGCCUGGCUGCCGCUUCCUGAUCGUGGCCCAGUCGGACGGCCGCUGGGCGCUGCAGUCGGAGACAUACCUGCGCUUCUUCGGAGGCUCGGCUGACUACCUGUCCUGCUUCGCCCAGGCCAUCGGGGAGCCCGAGCUGUGGGCCGUCCACCUGGCCCUCCAUCCGCAAUCUAGCCUGCUCAGUGUUGCGCGCAAACGCUACGCCCACCUGUUUGCCAGGGAAGGAGAGAUCUCGGUGGACAGCAACAUCCCCUGGGGCUCGGACUCCCUGGUCACCCUGGUAUACCUGGAAGGAAAGUACUUCCUGAAGACGUGUGACAGCCGCUUCCUCAGCAACGACGGGAAGCUGGUCAAAGAGAACACCCCCACCACCAGCUUCACCCUGGAGCUCAAGUCAGGCAAGCUGGCCUUCAAGGACUGCGAUGGGAAGUACCUGACACCCAUGGGCCCGACCGGCACGCUGCGCUCAGGCAGGUGCUCCAAGCCUGGCAAGGAUGAGCUGUUUGAUCUAGAGGAGAGCCACCCACAAGUCAUUUUCCAGGCAGCCAACAAAAGAUUUGUCUCCGUCAAACAAGGUGUGAGCAUCUCAGCCAACCAGGAUGUGGAGACAGACAUGGAGACCUUCCAGAUGGAGAUUGAUAAGGAGAGCAAGAAGUGCAUGUUUAGGACCAACGGCGGUAACUACUGGACACUGGUCUCCCACGGAGGGAUCCAGUCCACAGCCACGGAGGUGGAGGCCAACACAAUGUUUGACAUUGAAUGGCUCGGUCGCAGUGUAGCACUGAAGGCAAGCAAUGGGAAGUACGUGUGCACCAAAAAGAAUGGGCAGCUUUCAGCCGUCAGCGAUUCCGUAGGUGAUGAUGAGCUCUUCCUGAUGAAGCUCAUUAAUCGGCCCAUGUUGAUCCUGCGAGGGGAGAACGGUUUUGUGUGUCAUCACAAGAGCUCCAACACGCUGGAUGCCAACCGAUCCGUCUAUGACAUCUUCUUACUGCUUUUCAGCGAUGGCGCCUACCACAUAAAAAGCGUAGGUGGAAAGUUCUGGUAUGUCUCCCGCAGCGGCCUGGUGUGCUCAGACGGAGACAAGCCUGAGGACUUCUUCCUGGAGUUCCUGGAGCACGGGCGGGUGGGCAUCAAGGGCAAGAACGGCAAGUACCUGCGUGGGGACAGCGGCACGCUGAAGGGCGACGCUGCUACCGUGGACCCCUCCUGUCUCUGGGAGUACUAACCUGGCGCGACCUCCUAACGACCCCUGAAGCCCGUGGAGGGGUGGAGGGAGAAGGAGAGAGGGAGGACCUGGUUCCCACCUGGGUUCACAGCUCAACCAACAACGAUACAUUACACAGACUGACUGGGGAACAUUUUCACUACUCUCUUUUCUACUUUAGCGGCAAAGGAGAGGCCGUUCCCACUUCUUUGUUUUGUUUUGGCAAAGAGUGAAAAUGUGUAGAAAGUUUCUUUGUGUUUAUUUUAUUAUAUUUGAUUUGUUUUCCAAAAAAAACAUUGGUUACCUAAAUAUAGUUUUUUUCCAAGUGACAUUGCCAACAUCAACAACAGCGAAUACUUAAUAAAAUCUGCUAAUUUUGGUCACUCACACAGCCUAUAAAAAAACAUCAGAUUCUGUAUAGCGGUCCUUAAAUUAUUAUCUGGAUGCCUGAAUAAAGGCAGCUUUUCACAUCAAUAUGUCUUUGUUGUGAUGUUUACUGUUGUCUUUAACAACAGUGUAUCAGUACAAUGAUUAUCCAACACUGCUCCCAAACAUACUCACUGCUUCCAAAGAGGACACGAAUCAGCUUCCAAAAUGCCCAAAUUAAUGGUGUAGAAUACCAGACCAGAGUAGCCCAAAUGGCCCUGUUUGAGUUGCCCAAAUGGCCCUGUUUGAGUAGCCAGAGUAGCCCAAAUGGCCCUGUUUGAGUAGCCCAAAUGGCCCUGUUUGAGUAGCCAAGAGUAGCCCAAAUGGCCCUGUUUGAGUAGCCCAAAUGGCCCUGUUUGAGUAGCCCAAAUGGCCCUGUUUGAGUAGCCCAAAUGGCCCUGUUUGAGUAGCCCAGAGUAGCCCAAAUGGCCCUGUUUGAGUAGCCCAGAGUAGCCCAAAUGGCCCUGUUUGAGUAGCCCAGAGUAGCCCAAAUGGCCCUGUUUGAGUAGCCCAGAGUAGCCCAAAUGGCCCUGUUUGAGUAGCCCAGAGUAACCCAAAUGGCCCUGUUUGAGUAGCCCAGAG
This is a messenger RNA of Oncorhynchus mykiss (rainbow trout), 2754 nucleotides long. RefSeq names its product fascin actin-bundling protein 2, retinal a (gene fscn2a). Gene Ontology annotation, molecular function: protein-macromolecule adaptor activity; actin filament binding. The record is from RefSeq and is a predicted model, not a curated record. Gene Ontology annotation, biological process: actin filament bundle assembly; cell migration; establishment or maintenance of cell polarity. NCBI's taxonomy places the organism in Eukaryota, Metazoa, Chordata, Actinopteri, Salmoniformes, Salmonidae. Gene Ontology annotation, cellular component: actin cytoskeleton; cytoplasm.